AUCGGCGUUCAUGGCAUUUGGAUAGAAUUUGUUGACGAUUAUAACCGUCGUCGGACUGCCACUUACUUGCCCGAAGUUGCUGAGGAACAAGAAGAGGCUGUUGACUCGCUACUUCGUAAAGGUGGAUACAAUGGUCGGAUUACCGAUAAAAUUCGUAGUCGUGUUGUUCUUACACGUUAUCAAAGCGCAAAAUAUGUUAUAACUUAUGAAGAAUAUCUCGAACAUAUUA
Messenger RNA from Racocetra fulgida, 229 nucleotides. The record is from the annotation of a GenBank genome assembly. Lineage: Eukaryota; Fungi; Glomeromycota; Glomeromycetes; Diversisporales; Gigasporaceae.